Molecule: messenger RNA, 765 nt
Organism: Sorex fumeus (smoky shrew)
Lineage: Eukaryota; Metazoa; Chordata; Mammalia; Eulipotyphla; Soricidae
Gene: GLIPR1L1
Product: GLIPR1 like 1
Exons: 7
Coding region: 1-765 (254 amino acids)
Cellular component (GO): extracellular region
Source: RefSeq, a predicted model, not a curated record
AUGCUAAGGGAGAAUUUGAGAUGGCUAUGGACUUUAGGUCUCUAUCUGGUAACUAGUAAAUCGUCUCCCAAAGUUCCAACCAUCACUGACCGGGCUUUCAUGGACCUAUGCGUCCUGGCUCACAAUCAGUUGCGUAUCUGGGUGCACCCCCCAGCGGCUGACAUGAAAGAAAUGAGUUGGGAAUCCAGUUUAGCAAAGGUUGCUUACAAAUGGGCAAACAAGUGCAAAUUUGAACACAAUGGUUGUCUAUCAUCACCAUUUGCAUGUGAUCCAAAUCAUCAAUUUCUUGGAGAAAAUAUUUGGCUGGGAUCAUUAAGCAUAUUUUCACCAAAGUCAGCUGUUGAAGCUUGGUAUAAUGAAACUCAAUAUUAUAAUUAUAAUACUCUAGCAUGUACUGAUGUUUGUGGCCAUUAUACUCAGGUGGUUUGGGCCGUUUCAAAUAAAGUUGGUUGUGCAGCUGCAUUGUGUCCCAAUCUUGGAGGAUAUCACACUACAAUAUUUGUAUGCAACUAUGCACCUCCAGGAAAUUUUCCAAAUAUGCCCCCGUAUACUAAAGGAACACCCUGCUCUUUGUGUGAGCCUGGAGAAAUUUGUAGAAACAAGCUCUGCAGAUCCAAAGAACAACAAAAAGCUGAAGUUUUGGAAUCCAAAGCACAACAAAAACCUGAAAGAGUGAAUAAAAAUAGUUCAGCACUGAUUCAAUUACUACCUUCCAUUGAAACUAAAUUUUGUAAUCCAAAGCACAACAAAAACCUGAAAGAGUGA